Molecule: messenger RNA, 2724 nt
Organism: Paramisgurnus dabryanus
Lineage: Eukaryota; Metazoa; Chordata; Actinopteri; Cypriniformes; Cobitidae
Biological process (GO): adenylate cyclase-activating G protein-coupled receptor signaling pathway
Molecular function (GO): G protein-coupled receptor activity; calcium ion binding
Source: RefSeq, a predicted model, not a curated record
AAAUCUUGAGACGCUAGUUAGCAUACUUAUGGUUUCAUUUAGUGGUUGCUGCAAUUGCGAGAUGCAACCAAGGCGUAUACAAUACAUUAUUUUAAUUGCUGAAGAAUUGAAGUUUUGGUGUAUUUGAGGAACAUGGCCCGUAAAGGUACAGGAGAAAUAUUAAAGUACAUUGUUGGAUUUACCAUGGCUUUCCUGCUAACGGAAGUAUGUGCUGUGGAAACACUUGAUUUCCCAGAAGCAAGCAUAGAUUUACCGUUUGGUUACAUAGAUGAGCCACUCCAUCAUAUACAAAGAAGAGAUGCAGAGCUAAUGGAGUUCAUUGUGAUUGUGGAAGUGAAUGUAUCCCAAGCUGUAGUCAUCGAGCUAAUCAAAUCAUCUUUGGCCUCCCUCACGUUUCCUCUUCAAGUGGGCAACAGUACUGAAAUUACUGAUGUAAAUGUAACAACAGUGUGCCAACCAAAUGGGACCGAAUACCAGUGCACUUGUGAAGACGGUUAUGCAUGGUCAUACAACAACUGCAAGGCAUAUGAGGCAUGCGAUGACAUCCGCUUAGGCUCAUGUGGAUGUAUCAAUGGCAUCCCAACUGAUGGAGAGAUGUGUUUGUUACAAAAUGAACUACCAAUCACAGAGUUUUUGUUUGAAAUUGAGAUGAAUGCAGCAGUCAUCUCUGUGAUCAGCGAGAUGAGGAGACUUUUGGGGAACCUCACCUUUCCGCUUGCAUUAGAUGAUCUGGUAGAACUUUUAGAUAUGGACAUCACAACAGUGUGCAGCUCAGGUACCACUGGUUACCAGUGUAGUUGUGAGGAUCAGUAUGUCUGGCCUUGUGACAAGUGUAAAGAAUAUGGGAGCUGUAGCACCACUAAUGACACAUGCAGCUGCAUCAACGCUGUACCAAGUGAUGGACAGUUCUGUCAGCCAUUCAGCACGAUGACAAGAGACACCACAGCAUGUACACAACCAGUAGCAGCACAACCUUCAGCAUACGUGAUUGACUUUGAUGUGAGAUUCUUUGACUCGGCUCUUGUGAACUUCUUUCGAAAUCUGGUCACAAAUAUCAACCUUCCUCUCGCUCUGAGCAACAAUGUUAAUGUCACAGAUAUCGACAUGACUACUGUGUGUGGAUUAAAUGGCACAGAAUAUGAGUGUAAGUGUGAGGAUCAUCAUGUCUGGUCCAAUGACACCUGUGAGGUCUAUCAGGUGUGUGAUGGGAUUGUGGGAGGAACUUGUGGAUGUAUUCAAGGUCUCCCUUCAGAGGGUCAACUUUGCCAGAGAGAGACUCAACCUUUAACUGAAUAUCUGAUUGAAAUUGAGAUAAAUACCCUGAAUCCUGCCAUCAUUGAUCAGCUGAGGAGCCUUCUGAUGUCUUUCCAUUUACCCUACACACUCACUGACAACACAAACAUUACAGAAAUCAACAUAACUACUGUCUGUUCUUUGAAUGAAAUGGGAUAUCAGUGUAAAUGUGAGGGUCUGUUUGUUUGGCCAAUUGACACGUGUCAUUCAUAUGAGACCUGUGAUAACAUCACUGAUGGUGUGUGUACAUGUAUCAAUGCUCUUCCAAACAAUGGACAGUUCUGCCAGUUAAAGAAAGGGCCGACUUUAAACUACAUGAUUGAUGUUGAUGUGAGAUUCUUUGACUCGUCUCUUGUGAACUACUUACGAAAUCUGAUCACAAAUAUCAACUUUCCUCUCGCUCUGAGCAACAACAUUAAUGUCACAGAUAUCGACAUGACUACUGUGUGUGGAUUAAAUGGCACAGAAUAUGAGUGUAAGUGUGAGGAGCAUCAUGUCUGGUCCAAUGACACCUGUGAGGUCUAUCAGGUGUGUGAUGGGAUUGUGGGAGGAACUUGUGGAUGUAUUCAAGGUCUCCCUUCAGAGGGUCAACUUUGCCAGCGAGACAUAAAUGAAUGUAAAGAUGCACAGUCAGUGUGUGGUCAAAACUCAGAUUGUAUUAACACCAUUGGGAGUCACAUUUGUUCAUGCUGGAGUGGAUUUGCUCCCUUGUAUAAAUACAUUCCUGUGAGUGUCAACAACUCAUGUGUCUUGACUCAACCUUUAACUGAAUAUCUGAUAGAAAUUGAGAUAAAUACCCUGAAUCCUGCCAUCAUUGAUCAGCUGAGGAGCCUUCUGAUGUCUUUCCAUUUACCCUACACACUCACUGACAACACAAACAUUACAGAAAUCAACAUAACUACUGUCUGUUCUUUGAAUGAAAUGGGAUAUCAGUGUAAAUGUGAGGGUCUGUUUGUUUGGCCAAUUGACACGUGUCAUUCAUAUGAGACCUGUGAUAACAUCACUGAUGGUGUGUGUUCAUGUAUCAAUGCUCUUCCAAACAAUGGACAGUUCUGCCAGUUAAAGAAAGGUCCGACUUCAAACUACAUGAUUGAUGUUGAUGUGAGAUUCUUUGACUCGUCUCUUGUGAACUACUUACGAAAUCUGAUCACAAAUAUCAACCUUCCUCUCACUCUGAGCAACAACAUAAAUGUCACAGAUAUUGACAUGACUACUGUGUGUGGAUUAAAUGGCACAGAAUAUGAGUGUAAGUGUGAGGAGCAUCAUGUCUGGUCCAAUGACACCUGUGACGUCUAUCAGGUGUGUGAUGGGAUUGUGGGAGGAACUUGUGGAUGUAUUCAAGGUCUUCCUUCAGAGGGUCAACAUUGCCAGAGAGGUGAGAAAUCACAAUUAAGCACAAAUGUGCUUAAUGUAAUUUACUCACCAAUAUGA